Messenger RNA from Symbiodinium pilosum, 717 nucleotides. Lineage: Eukaryota; Dinophyceae; Suessiales; Symbiodiniaceae. The record is from the annotation of a GenBank genome assembly.
AUGGCGCCCAGGGACCAUGAGGCAACCAUCGCUUGGCGCCGGGAGAAUCCGUCGGCAUUCGUGGAUACCCUCGGCUGCGAUGCUGUAGCUUGUCUACACAGUGGGGAAUGCCUUGCUCAAACGGCCUUCGAUUCAUUGCUAGAAGAGAUCCACUGCAAGGUCGAUCACGCUGGCUUCUAUUUGAUCCUUUGCACCGCAGCAGUUGCAGGUGUUGCGGCAUGCCUGAUGUUCCGCAACGCCGGUGGUUCCUCGCACAUCCUUUCAGCUUCAGGUCUGGCUCUUCUGAGCUGGCUCCAGGGAAUCGUUGCAACCAUUCUGCCAGCCCACGAGCGGGCCAAGAGCGGCUGCGCCUACGGCGCCAUGCUGAAGAUCAUAGCGCCGCAGGAAAUGAGCAGCUACGACAACGCAGAUUACUACAAGGAUUACUACGGAGUGAUCAUUGUUCGCACCCUCUUGUUUCUGGCGGCCCUGAUUUGGAUGCAGCAUCUCAUGGUUUGGCGAGUGUUGGCAGUGGAAACUACGUCACGCCGCUUCUUUUACGGAAGGUGGCUUAAGCUGGGCAUUGGCGUACAGAAGACUGCCGCAACAGUCUCCUGUGCCGUCAGCAUCUGGAUCUACACGUCCAUCGACGCUUCGCACACCAGCUCCUCCGAGUCCCAUGUUGCGCAGGUGGCCCAAAACGCAGUCAUCGAUCAUGUGAAGUUUUGGGACGACUGU